Amphiprion ocellaris (clown anemonefish) is the source of this 4202-nucleotide messenger RNA. Its product is annotated as dihydropyrimidinase-related protein 5. Gene Ontology annotation, molecular function: hydrolase activity, acting on carbon-nitrogen (but not peptide) bonds, in cyclic amides. The coding region runs from base 156 to 1862 and encodes 568 amino acids. Gene Ontology annotation, cellular component: cytoplasm; cytosol. Lineage: Eukaryota; Metazoa; Chordata; Actinopteri; Pomacentridae. The transcript is spliced from 14 exons. The record is from RefSeq and is a predicted model, not a curated record.
AGUUGCGCUGGUCCGAGCGGCUCCUGAUUGGCUGCUGCCGGACGAAGCAUCUGUGGCUCGCGCUGUGCCAGCUGUCCUCGCGCACUCGGCUGGUGCUGGGCAACGGAGAGAAGCUCCUACAGAGGAGGACCAGGGUAUCUGCGACGAAAGGGACUAUGGCUGCUAACAUGGGGUCCAUGCGUAUUCUCAUCAAGGGAGGGAAAGUGGUCAAUGAUGACUUCACCCAGGAAGCAGAUGUCUAUAUUGAGAAUGGAAUCAUACAGCAGGUUGGAAAGGAACUCAUGAUACCAGGUGGGGCUAAAGUGAUCGACGCCUCUGGAAAGCUGGUGUUACCGGGCGGAAUAGACACCAGUGUUCAUCUGCAGCAGACAUUCAUGAAUGCCAGCAUCCAGGAUGACUUCUACAGUGGGACCAAGGCGGCUCUGAUGGGUGGUACCACCAUGGUGAUGGGUCUAGUCCUGCCUGAACAACACUGCUCCCUGCUGGACGCCUACGAGCAGUGUCGAGCUCUGGCUGAUGCCAAGGCGUGCUGUGACUACGCUCUGCAUGUCGGUGUGACCUGGUGGGGCCCAAAGGUGCGCAAUGAGAUGGAGACCCUGGUGAGGGAGCACGGGGUAAACUCCUUCCAGAUGUUCAUGGCCUAUAAAGACAUGAUGAUGCUGCGGGAUUCAGAGCUCUACCAGACGCUGCAGACCUGUAAGGACAUCGGGGCCAUUGCACGUGUGCACGCCGAGAAUGGAGAGCUGGUGGCAGAGGGUGCCAAAGAAGCUCUGGAUUUGGGCAUCAGUGGACCAGAGGGAAUAGAGAUCAGUAGACCAGAGGAGCUGGAGUCUGAAGCUACUCACAGAGCUGUCACCAUUGCUAACCGGGCCCGCUGCCCCAUUUAUCUGGUGAAUGUGUCCAGUAUUUCUGCUGGAGACAUGAUCGCUGCUGCUAAGAUGCAGGGUAAGGUGGUCCAUGCAGAGACCACAGUAGCUCACGCUGUGCUGAAUGGGAUGCAGUAUUACCACCAGGACUGGGCUCAUGCUGCUGCUCACGUCAUCGCCCCUCCACUCCGCAUCGACCCAAACACACCUAGCUACCUUAUGGGCCUACUGGGCAAUGACACUUUGAGCGUUGUGGCAUCAGAACACCGUCCAUUUAGCACCAAGCAGAGAGCUCUGGGUAAAGAGGACUUCACUAAGAUCCCACAUGGAUUGGCUGGUGUCCAGGACAGGAUGAGUGUCAUCUGGGAGAGGGGAGUGGUUACAGGUAAAAUGGAUGAGAAUCGUUUUGUGGCAGUAACCAGCUCUAAUGCUGCAAAGAUCUACAACCUGUACCCACGCAAAGGCCGGAUCAUCGCUGGAGCCGACGCUGAUGUUGUGGUCUGGGACCCAGAUGCAACAAGGACGAUCUCUGUGAGCACUCAGGUGCAGGGCGGAGACUUCAACCUGUAUGAGGGGAUGCGCUGCCACGGCGUUCCUCUGGUCACCAUCAGCCGUGGACGUUUGGUGUGUGAGAAUGGCGUGUUUAUGUGCGCCGAGGGAUCUGGGAAAUUCUACCCACAGCGCACUUUCCCUGACUACCUCUAUAAGAAGAUGGUCCAGAGAGAAAAGAGCCAGGCCUUUAAAGGGGUAGUCAGGGAUCCCUACUCUGGUGAUGUGGCCAAAGUUGCAAACGCUAUGAAGAAGGAGCUUGGUUUGGGCCCCAUAGAUGGAGGGGCCCAAAUCGACAAAUCCUGUAGUCGGGUGCACCAGGGAGUCCGAGACCUCCAUGAGUCCUCCUUUAGCCUCUCAGGGUCUCAGGUCGAUGACCACAUCCCGAAGAGGUCCUCCGCUCGGAUCUUGGCCCCUCCUGGCGGCCGCUCCAGUGGUAUCUGGUAAUCACUGGUGUUGGACUUUCAACCGUCCGAGCCUCCGUGUUUUGUAUAUUUCUUACCAACCAGGAAAACUGCACUGAUUUUUAAUCACAGGAUUAAAGUCAAAAGAGGGAAAUAAAUUCAAACUUUUCUGUGAUUGGUGACAACCUAACCGAUGGUCAGUGAUUUGCCAAAGUGACUUUUACAUAUCUAAUUUGUGUCUUAAUUGGAGUGACUGACAGGAUUAAUUUCACAAAAGUGAAGGGCUAACUAUGAGUUUAAAAUGUUUUGCCAAAUUCAAGCUGAUCCAACUAACAUUGAUAAAGCCUGCUCAUUAUCACCCUGCUUGUAUCUCGUGAAGAAACUAAACUGUGAAAGAUCAAAACCAGUACAGUUUUUGAUGGUUUGAACUGAAGUGAUGUCAACUGAAUUAUGUAAAAAUAGUAAACUUGGAUUCAGUGAAAUAUCUAUUAUACCCCUGUCACACACAAGCGUACAGCACACUGUAGACACCAUAGCUUUAGACUCAUAUGAAGACGUGUGUGGAUUCUAUUUGUGACUAAACCACCCACUGCGCUUGGCUUCCAGUUGCAUCGUGGGUUCCUCUAACAGUGUUUUUGUAUCCAAUGGAUGAACUGUGCUGUGUGGUGAUGAAAUCCAACUGCUUCAAACACUGUGCAAUCUUACAGCUACACUCUCUAAACAGAGUCAGACUUGACCCCAUCCAUCUUUCUACUUUCACUGCCUAUGGCUGAAAUAAACACAUAUCCCAGAAACUUCCCCACUUCACCUGCAAUGUAGCAGGGUCGGUAGGCUGAGUUAUGGAAGAACACAGCCUGUGGGCUUAUCUGGGAUUGUAAAUUUGGUCUGAGUUGUGGUCCCACAACAGCUAAAUGUAAGCAUUACUGUCUUCAUCUUUGUUGUAUCUACAGACUUUGCAAAGUACAUGAAGGGAAGACAGGUCAGUUUCUUAAAGAACAACGAGCAUGUGAUAAAGAUCGUAGUGGAAUAAAUGGGAGGAAAAGUCUUCUGUUGUUGUGCUUCUGCUAAUACAAAACAUAAGAAUAAGUAUUGUUGUGAUCACAUAAAUAGAUGGGGAAUGCAGUGCCUUCUCAUUCACCAGAGAGAUCACUCGGAGCCUCCUGAGCAAAGGCAGGAAACUCUGAGGCCUCAUUUAUCAAAACAAGCUCUAAACACACAAUUAACAAAGAUAAAUCUGACCUAUUCUACAGUAUUUGCUCUGUAAACACGCUUAUUCACAGAAAGAAAUCUACCUGAAGUGGAGUAUACUGUCACCUUUAAUCUGAGCGUCCUUGAAACAUACAGAUAGAGUUUUGCUGUCUGUUGUUUUUCUGAUUUAUUGACAAUAUGAAAAAUAUAGAAUAUUAACAGAGUUACUGAAAAGUAGUAGUAGUGUAGCUACUAAGGAAGACACAUAGGGACAAUGAUGUCAAGAUUCCAUGAAAAAAGGUUCAACUUACCCAGAACAUUUGCAACUUGCUUACCUGUUGAAGAUUUUACAUUUUAAAAUGUUAGAUUUAAAUUAAAAUGACAGAAAAUAUUGAAUUAUUUGAAGUCCAAGGCUAUGUGUUUUUUUUGGUGGCAUCGUUAUCCCUGUGGUUACACUGUUCUACCACAAUCAAUUUCUUUCACUGAAUAAUCCAGUUUCGUGAAUAGAAAUAAGUGUUUGUGCAGUUUACACACAAUGUACAUUUAUUAAAUGAGGCCUCAGAUGCAUAAAAUGACCUGAAAGUAAAAGACUAAAUCUAGAAUUAGUUGUUGAGUGUCAACAGCAUCUCAUGGAUGUAGUGCAGUUUGAAAGUAAAGCUGUCCAUCUAAUGGAAAAUGAAGCAGGGUUGUUAUUAGAGCAGUGUUUCACCACAGAGCAGGAAGAUUGAGCUGCACAGGUUGAACAAAGCCACUGAUCCUCUCACCUCCUGAUGAUGUCUCAUUCCUGCCUACCAGUAUUAUAUUUAUACAUGACCAUGUCUUGUCCAUGUACUCUAUAUAGUUAGUAUGUUUGUUUUUCUUUUUUUUGUUGAAAGAGUAAAUGUGCCAAUAUGAAUCACCUGUCACACUGAUGAAAAUGCAUGAAGAGCACCACACGGAGAUGGAGGAGUGAAGUCUCACUGAACACCGCAGGUUCACAAAAACUGGUGCUGUUUUUCUACGAUUACUUACAACCACUCUAUUUUAUUGUUGGAUGGAUUUGUUGUUUUGAAGGCACUGUGAUUACUCAGUGGCUAUGUGUGUUUGUAGAUUCUUGUUGUGUUGGAUAGUGAACCUGUUGAAUCUGUAAGUGGCUGCUUGUUUCUUACCACAAGAAUAACAGCAAAAGAAUAAAGCGAAAAAAAGAGGAAAAAAA